CACUCUCUCUCUCCAUCCUCAAUGAAGAAGUUGACCAGCUCCACUUCAAUGUGUUUGAUCCCAAGCUUCUCUUAUAAUCCAAGCUUGUCUGUCUGGCUACAACUAGGGACGGUAUCGGUAUCUCUCCUUCAAAGCAAUGAAAAACAUCUUGGGAAAAAAAUUCCAAAAACCACCGAGGAAGAAACCUGAGGAAACGGAGGCCCAACACCGACAGGACUACGACACAUUUUUUUUCCUAUCCCUUGAGUAAGCUCCAAGCCUUUUUGCUGUUUUUUUUUUUUUUCUGGCUUCAAAUUUUCCUCCGGGAAAGCAAGCACAGACAGACACCCAUGGAGAAACGCCAAUAUGGGUUCGCGCUAAUUUUGUCAAUCGUCGUCUCCCUUGGCGUUGUCUCCUUCCUGUCGUGCAUUGCUGCUGAGCUAAAGAGAACAAAGAAGGAGGAUCUCAAGUUGGAUGGGAAACUUUGUUAUUUGCCAGGAAGUCAUGCAUUUGGGUUUGGAAUUGCGGCAUUGGUCUGUUUGGCUGUCGCUCAGAUCAUCGGAAAUCUGAUCAUUUGCUGGAAUUCUUAUUCAGGAGAGAACAGAAACGACAGCAAGACGAGGAGGCCGAGGAUUGCUGCAAUCCUCCUGCUAAUUUCAUGGUUGAGCUUUGGAAUUGCAGCUAUAUUAAUGGGUGUAGCCAUGAGUAUGAGUAGAAGGCAGCCGUAUGGGAAAGGAUGGUUAGACGGCGAGUGCUACCUGGUCAAAGACGGGACGUACAUUGGUUCAGCAAUACUAGUUCUGGUCACAAUAGGCUCGACGCUGGGCUCAGCCAUUCUAACAAAAAGAAUUAACCAGGCUGAUAAGGGCAAAAGGGUACACGCACAAGUAGCAUGACAAGACACAGAAUGGAAUUACAUGAAAAGCUUUAAGAAAACAGAGGCUGAUCUCCGAGGAAAGAGAGGUUGAUUGGGAGAAGCAGCGAAGAACGUUAACGUAGGGCAACAAUUUUCUCUUUUUCAUUUGCUAGUGGGGAACAAGGGCUCAAUAAAACCAAAGACCCACUGCCGAAGAGCCUUUUGGCUUCCCUAUCCAUUG
Corylus avellana is the source of this 1076-nucleotide messenger RNA. RefSeq names its product protein MODIFYING WALL LIGNIN-2. Lineage: Eukaryota; Viridiplantae; Streptophyta; Magnoliopsida; Fagales; Betulaceae. The record is from RefSeq and is a predicted model, not a curated record.